Messenger RNA from Babesia microti strain RI, 498 nucleotides. Its product is annotated as mitochondrial inner membrane protease subunit 1. The record is from RefSeq and is a predicted model, not a curated record. The transcript has 2 exons. Gene Ontology annotation, cellular component: membrane; mitochondrial inner membrane peptidase complex. Bases 1 to 498 code for a protein of 165 amino acids. Gene Ontology annotation, molecular function: serine-type endopeptidase activity. Lineage: Eukaryota; Apicomplexa; Aconoidasida; Piroplasmida; Babesiidae.
AUGCAUAUACCACAUAAUAUUAAAUGCAAAUAUUUAAAUUACCUGUCACACAAUUUUAAACAUAAUAUUAGACUAAAUCUCCUAUAUCGUCUCAUAACAGGUAUAACAGCUAUUCACAUUACUACUAAUCAUGUAAUAGGCCUUACAUUGACUAGUGGUCCAAGUAUGGAACCACUAAUUGACCAAAAUGGAACCCUUUUAAUAUACACUAUGACUACAUUUAACAAAUUAUUAAGUGGGUUUUCUCCCUGUUACAAAAGGGGCGACGUUAUCAUCGCAAAAAGUACACAGGAUUGCCAAAAAAGGAUAUGCAAACGAAUUAUGGGAUUAGAAGGGGAUGUCAUUGGGGGUAAAAUUAUACCUAUUAAUUGCAUCUGGGUGGAAGGUGAUGCUAGAAGUAAUUCAUUUGAUAGCAGGCAUUACGGGCCAAUACCCCUUAGCAAUGUUUUAGGUCGCGUCAAAGUGAUCAUAUCUACCAAUUCAUUGAAGAUCCUCUGA